AAUGCGUCGUCUACAAUGGCAGUAGGCAGUACAGAGUGAGGAGUAAGAUUUUAAGAGUUGGUUUUAAGAGCAAAUGGGAAUUGCCCAUUUCGUUACUCCCGGUCUUUACGUCACUAAAAACAGUAUACUCUCCUACUCCUACAGCCUUGUUACUGCCAUUGUAGACGACGCAUAAUAUAGACUUUGUUUCUUGCGGAUUGACAGCAGUAUAUCUUCGAGAUGUUCGUGGGACUUCCGUGGAUUCUCGCGAUAAUAAUCACGUUUUUUAACGUUUGUACCUAUGCUCAACCUCCAGCUUCGUCCAAUCAACUACUCGUGUCAGAGAUCUGCUUAGACUGCAUAUGCGAAGUUACUACGGGAUGUAACACCACUGUCGGUUGCUAUAAUGUGGCUUGCGGGCCUUUCCUCAUAAUACCGGCCUAUUGGAUUGACGCUGGCAAACCAACUGUAAACAACGAACCGAGCAAUACCGAUGGUGCUUUUAACCGAUGUGUCAACGAUCUUGAUUGUGCUGGUCGUACAGUAGAAGGCUACAUGGUCAAAUUCAAUCAGGACUGCACUGGAGACGGAGUGAUCGAUUGCGAUGAUUAUCUGCGUAUUCAUCGAUUGGGCGGAAACGGUUGUACCGGCGCGCUAGACAGAAAAUACGAAAAUAAAUACAAAUUGUGUAUGCAAACUAACGGGGGCCAAUAAUAUAUGCGUCUCAUGUUAGAACUUAA
This is a messenger RNA of Formica exsecta, 719 nucleotides long. RefSeq names its product invertebrate-type lysozyme 3-like. The coding region runs from base 220 to 693 and encodes 157 amino acids. Lineage: Eukaryota; Metazoa; Arthropoda; Insecta; Hymenoptera; Formicidae. The transcript is spliced from 4 exons. The record is from RefSeq and is a predicted model, not a curated record. Gene Ontology annotation, molecular function: lysozyme activity.